AUGGAAGACGAUGAAGAUGAUUUUUUUGCUUAUCAAACAGCAAAAUCAUUGAAUAAUAAACGAACACAAUUAAAACAAUUUUAUCAAACUUCAAUUACUUCGAAACAAUUAUCAAGUUCAAAUAGUUCAGAUUCUGAUAGUGAAAAUGAUUUAAUUUCAAUAACAAAAAACAAAAAAUCUAAACCAAUAUCAACAAUUAAUCAUAAAUCUAUUGAACCAAUUGUUAUUCAAUCUGAACCAAUAAAAACAAAAGAUUCAAUACGAAAUGAAAUUGAUGCUAUUGUUACAUCAUGUUUUACCACAACAGCAAAUAAAGAAGUUAAACGAAAAAUAAAAUUAGGAAAACGAACUGCAGCUGAUGAUCAACAAUAUGAAGAUGAAGAUGAAUAUUUAACACAUAUUAAUCAAAAUCGACGUGGUGGAUAUAUGAAUAGAGCAGUAAUUAAUGCAUUUAAUAAAAGUCAAUUAGAAGAAGAUGAUGAAAAAGUUACACGUGAAACAGCUGCUUAUAAUCGAUUAGAUGCUGUAUUACGUGUUACGAAACCUUUAUGUGAAAGACAAAUUGAUUCCAAUGAAGAAGAUGAUGAAGAUGAAGAAGUGGAUGAACAAAUUAAAACAGACUUAUUAAAUGAUUCAGAUAUAAUUAAUUCAGAUAAAAUUACAUUAAAAAUCGAUCAUUCUGAUGGACGUCAAUUAACAUUAUUAUUACCAUUGUCAACAACAUUAAAAACACUUUAUGAUCAAGUCGCUGAAGGUCUAUGUUUACCAUCAAUUUAUCUUGUAUAUAAUGAUAAAACAUUAAAAUUAGAUGAUCAAAAUCAAUCUCUGACACUUAAACAACUUGAUUUUUUAUCAAAUAAUGUUCAAUUACUUGAAUCUUAUCCAUUAAUACGUAAACUUAAAAUAUUUAUUCAAACAUCUACAUCAUCUUCAAAUCGUCGUUCAUCUUUAUCUAAACGUGAAUAUAGUAUGUUAGAUACAGAUCAUUUUGAAAUAAUAUUUAAUGCAUAUAAAAAUGAUAUGAAAUCAACAAAUAUUCGAUUUGAAUUUGACGGUGAUACACUUAAUCCACGUGCAACACCAAAUGAUUAUGAUAUGGUUGAUGGAGAAAUUCUUGAUGCAUUUAUAUCAUUACCUACAUCUACAAAUAAUAAUAAUAAUAGUAAUAAUAAUAAACAAAACGCUCAAUCAAAAACAAGAAAGACAAAAGAAAUUCUAUAUAAUGAUGAUUCAGAUAAUUAA
This is a messenger RNA of Adineta steineri, 1242 nucleotides long. Lineage: Eukaryota; Metazoa; Rotifera; Eurotatoria; Adinetida; Adinetidae. The record is from the annotation of a GenBank genome assembly.